This is a messenger RNA of Boleophthalmus pectinirostris (great blue-spotted mudskipper), 3138 nucleotides long. RefSeq names its product gap junction protein alpha 4 (gene gja4). Lineage: Eukaryota; Metazoa; Chordata; Actinopteri; Gobiiformes; Gobiidae. The coding region runs from base 244 to 1305 and encodes 353 amino acids. The transcript has 3 exons. Gene Ontology annotation, biological process: cell communication. The record is from RefSeq and is a predicted model, not a curated record. Gene Ontology annotation, cellular component: connexin complex.
CCAGUCCAACAUCCAUGGGAAAGUUCUCCCCACUUUUUCCGAUUACAUCGAUUCUUUUUAAAGAAAGCACAAAGUGAGUGGAGCUCUAGAGGACUCAGCUUCUGGGGAGGAGGGGACGUGCGAGCAGAGAGCGCUCAAACCGAUAGCCCAACAAGUAGGAGAAGAACUAGAACUUCAGAGAGAGAAAGGUGGUAGCCGAGCCAGUACAUAAAGUGCCCUAGUACACAAUGAAAGGAGCAGAGGAUGUCCAGAGCUGACUGGUCCUUCCUGGAGCACUUGCUGGAGGAGGGUCAGGAGUACUCAACAAGCAUCGGGCGUGUGUGGUUAACAGUUCUGUUCCUCUUCCGUAUGCUAGUCCUGGGAACUGCUGCAGAAUCCGCCUGGGAUGACGAGCAAGCCGACUUCGUUUGCAACACCCGCCAACCCGGCUGCACGGCAGUCUGUUACGAUAAGGCCUUCCCCAUUUCGCACUUUCGCUACUUCGUUCUCCAGGUGAUCUUUGUCUCUGCACCCACCAUCUUCUACUUUGGCUAUGUGGCUAUAAGGGCCAGAACUGACACGUCCAAAGACGAUGGACAAGAUGGUGGAGAGAGUGUCAUUGAACUCAAAAGAAAAGACAAUGAGGAAAAGGAUAAAAGAGGAAAAAAAUGUGAUAAGGGACCUUUGGAGACCCCAAAGCUCAAGGGAAAGUUGUUGUGUGCGUACACAUUUAGCAUUCUACUCAAAGUCAUCCUUGAAGCUGGAUUCAUUGUUGGCCUUUGGUUUCUCUAUGAUGGCUUUCUAAUAGCAACUAAAUUUGAAUGCACAAGAGCACCAUGCCCUCACACAGUGGACUGCUUUGUAUCACGUCCUACUGAGAAAUCUAUCUUCACCGUAUAUACUCAGGUAAUCGCUGUAAUUUCUUUAAUCCUCAAUCUGGUGGAACUCUUUCAUCUUCUCCAGAUAGCUUUGAUGCACAAUCUGGAAAAACAAUACCAGGCUGAGCAAACUGAGUGCCGUCCUCAACCCAGGCACCUUACAGCUCCACAAGAGGAGAUAGAACUUCAAACUACUCCUACUCGCUCACAUAGUGAUAUGCUGUCUUCACAAGGCGGCGCUACUGUUUACCAGAACUCUUGUGAGAGCUACACAGACUUUGGUAUUGAGGUGAACUGGAGUCCUGAGGAAACUCCUGGAGAUUUGCUUCCUAGUUAUGUCAAUUGCAUGGGAGCAAUGAGGACUAACCGUUCGCCACGGGUCAACUACAAGAAAAAUUUAGACCAUUCUGGGAAGCACAGUAAGGGUGCCCACAAGCAUUAUGUAUGAUGCACACAGUUGUGUUGUACAAUAUCCAAUAUUUGGAAAGCUGGGUCAAUGUGUAAAAUGCAAAUGAAGCAGCACUAUGAAACUUUUCUGUUGGAGGGUCUAGAGAACUUGGAAUGUUCCACAAUAUGGGAUUAUACUUAUUUUUGACUCCAUGGUGACAAGCAAAGUUACAGAUCAGAUCUGGUGGAGUGGCAAACCUGCUCACAGUAACAAGGUUUUUCAAGGUAUUUUUAAACAAUCAGAACCCCUGUAAUUGAAAAAAAAAAAUCAAGAUACAUACAGUACAUAAUGCAUAUGUAUUACUUGUCUAAUUGUUAAUUUUAUUUUAAUGGGGAGGGAAAAAAUGUUUUGUUGUCAGUAUUUUUAUAAGUUAAAUUGACUUAUUUCACUGAAGAAAAAAAAAAAAAAAAAAAAAAAAUGCAUUCAAACAGCUUGGCCUUUCACUAUUCUGUUUUAGUGUGCAUUUUACACAUUGGCCCAAUUGAAUCUCACAUGGAUAUUUGAUUUUGCUUCGGAACGUUCCACUUCACUUAUAAAUGGUGCACAUGACACUGGAGGAUCACCACAGGCCUGGAGCUCCAGAGAAAGGAGAAAUGAAGAAAAAGCUGGAUGCCCCACAGGCUGGCAGACAUUCAGCGAUGCCUUUAGUAGAUAAAUGGACCUAUUCAAAGCUAACAUUUUGAGAAGGCUCCCCAAGGCAAAGAAUGGAAUAAGCUUCAAUGGGAGAAGAUUGCAGUCCUAAGACGUUUUCAUGUUACAUUUAAUGGCUUUUAGAGUUGAAUGUGACAGCGGAUAGAUGUGUAGAGGGGAAGGCCUUUGAAGGUGCAGAGGAUAUUGGAUUAUGAAAUAGUGGUGAGUUUUUUGUUGUGCUACUUUGCGACAGCAUUUCACCUUAAAUUAUAAUCGCCAUGGGUAACAAUACAAAUCUUGAUGAGGCUUUUUCCAGUUGAUAAAAUCGCAAAGUUCUGAAUAACUUUUUUUGAUUUUACUUGCCCCAACAUGAACUAUGAACUAUGUAUUGAGGACUAUCUAUUAGAUGGCUGGGCAAUAAUUUACAGAUUUUAUUUGGUUUAAUUAAACACAAAUAAAAGGCUUUCGAUUUCCAAAAAAAUAAACAUUAGAUCACAAAACAAAUGUCCAAUUUAGCCUUAGCUCCAAAAACAUGAUUUUUACCUACAGAGGAUUGGCUGUAGAGCUUGAUUAAAAAGACCCAAGGAUACAGUUUUUUAUACAAUUAAAUGUUGAACUUGCUUAAAAAUGGAUAGAUUGCACUUUUUCUUGAUUUACUAGAGAAAGCCUGUGAACACAUUCAACUUAAUGUCAUAGAAUUACAUUUAUGCCAACCCUUGUGCAGACUUCUAAUCUGAUCUCCAUGUUACCAGCAGUAAAUAAGCUCGGACCUAUUAGUGACUGCGUGUGGACAAAUGACCACAUCAAAUGGCUUGGUCAAUAUUGUUGUUUUAUUAUUCCACACUGAACAGUCAGCCCCCGUGAGACUUGCACUGUAGUUUGAACCCCCCUCUUUCCCAUGGUUCUUGUGUCCACAGAGGAAUGUCCCAGUAGGCUCUGGACCCUGUCGUACUGUUUAAUGAGUGCGUGCAUGCAUGCUCACUCACAAUCACGUGUUUGCUUUCACCCAGAGAAAUUAGGAACCAAGUGAGAAAAGCCAUUGCAUAAUUUUCUUCAAAAGACAAUGGAAAUGAACCAUGCAGUGUUAGAUGGGCUUGAUAAGGUACAACAGCUAUAAACUAUGCCUGUAUUUAAGAAAUAUUUUUGUAAAUAAUCUAUAUUUAUUGUCUUUAAAAAAUGAAUAAAUGAUUCAUUUUUAUGUAA